Molecule: messenger RNA, 6361 nt
Organism: Harpia harpyja (harpy eagle)
Lineage: Eukaryota; Metazoa; Chordata; Aves; Accipitriformes; Accipitridae
Gene: FAM53B
Product: family with sequence similarity 53 member B
Exons: 4
Coding region: 1710-2885 (391 amino acids)
Biological process (GO): positive regulation of canonical Wnt signaling pathway; protein import into nucleus
Cellular component (GO): nucleus
Source: RefSeq, a predicted model, not a curated record
AGAGGUCUCUGAGCUGCCUCCAGCAUCGCCGGGGAAUUGGAGCCCCGCGGCGAUGGGGGCACGUUGCUGUGUUAGUCAACUGGUCCUCCAGCCCCCCCCAUCCUCCCUUAUGUCGUGCUCUCCUCGCGCGAACCCGGGCUAUCCGUAGUAUAAAUACGCCAUCUGGGCUCGCCAAUUACGUGUCAUUUUGAUGGUUUGAAAUGUUUUGCUUUUCUAUUUGGCGGGUUUCAUUUGGUUAUUGGGUUGCCCAGAGGUUUAUGAUGAAGCUACCAGUAAGUUGUAUAUUAUAAGCCCGCUGAUGUCCCAUAAGAAGCUGGAGACUGUACCAGGUGCCCUUGGGAACAAUAAAUCUUUGGAAAAUGUAUUGAUUACCAAUCCUGGCUUUGCACUCUGGAUGAACUUUGUCCUCAGAAAAGAAUAGAAGGUGAUUUUUCUUUACCAGCCAGCUGGCCUUCAAAUGAGCUACUCAUAACACUAUCGCAAACUCUAAUCCAAGUAAACACGGAAAAGAUGAUUUACGAGUUGGGAAGAGAAGCCGUAUCAGCUCAUAAUGAGGUUUAAUACUUAGCGGCGUAUUCUUAAACAUUGUCCUUAAAUAUCGCAAUUGAGUUUUGACUGCAUGUUACAAGAUCAGUGUUUUAUGCUCUUUGGAUCAUGCAAAUGGUGGUUUUGGUUGUUUGCGUUAACUGCAAGGCAACAAAAUAGCAAAACAGGAUUAGAGGAGUCAUUUGGGGAAAACACUGAUUUCUAUAACCAGAUUUGAAUUGCAAUCUGUCUGCUUUUACACGGGAGUAAGUUUAUCGGAGACGAUGCCAGGAGGUGAGGCAGAGCUCAUGGUCAGGUCUGUGCAGUGCUGUGUGAGCCUGGCUUGCAGUUCAUUUUUUAAUACAGGCUCCUCAUUGUGCAGCCUUUAGCUUUUGCUACCUAAAACUACCUAAGAAAUAGGUAAGGAUCCAGAGGCAUGGUGUGGCCCUUAGGAUUUCACGUCAGGGAGCUCUCUCCUUCCUUGCAGGCAACUCUUUGCCUUGUUUUUUUCCCCAAAGGGCUCUUCGUGGGUUGGGAAUCAGGGAGUAACUGGGGUGGGAUAAGGGCAUCCAGGGGAUUUCACAGCCUUAAUGAUGCUGGAGCGGCUUUUUCUGCUGGACAUCUGCUCGCAGUUGGUCUGGGGGCAAGGGCUUCUGCGAGAUCAACCCUGGGGCUUUAACAAGCCCUUCUUUCAAAGCCUGGGUAUCUUUGAUAUAGGGGAUGUGAGUUCCCUUUUUCAAAGGGAGAAUUCAGAGGAAACUUUGUUUAUUUGUUUAUUUAUUUGCCUGAAAUACUUCUGUCCCUCUGUAUCGCCUUGUGUACCUUACGUGCUUCCAACAGCUCCUGUGAGCGCCUGUCCCGUGAAACACCUCUCCGCUGAUGGGGUACAGAGGAACACCAACAAUAUUUAAGAGUCUAAAAUAAAUACUCCCCUGGAGUAACCGCCGUUGGGGUGUUUUUCGGGCAGCGCUCUCCCCUUGCCCAGCACACCCACCCUCCAUCCCACCGUCCCACCAGGCAAGUCCCUUAAAGCUGUUCCUCUCUCUCUGUGCGCGCAGGGAGUUUUCCCAUGGGGCCGAACCUUUCCCAGGGGAACAUGGACUGAAAAAGGAGCUUCACCAGACCACGGCUGCCGGCACCCUUCGCCUGGACCCUGAUGGACUCCGAGGCAGGACUGCAUUACCAUGGUGAUGAUCUUAACCAAAACUCGGGAAAACAAAGGUGCUGACUCCGUAACAUGCAGGACUGAGCUGCACACUCCAAAGAUGAGUCAAGGACCUACCCUCUUCUCUUGUGGCGUGAUGGAAAAUGACAGAUGGAGAGAUCUCAGCAGGAAAUGUCCACUUCAGCUCGAGCAGCCGGGCACCAGCAUCUGGGACUGCUUGUCGGACAAGGGCGAGGAGGGCUCGCGCUGGCCGAGGGAGACGGCCAGCACCUGCUCCGUCACCAACCUGAUCAAAGACCUCAGCCUCAGCGACCCCCAUGGCAACCCCUCGGCCCCCCCCAGCAAGCGCCAGUGCCGCUCGCUCUCGUUUUCGGAUGAAAUGUCCAGCUGCGGGACCUCGUGGAGACCCUUAGGCUCGAAGGUUUGGACCCCGGUCGAGAAACGGCGGUGUUACAGCGGCGGGAGCGUGCAACGCUACUCCAACGGCUUCGCCACCAUGCAGAGGAGCUCGAGCUUCAGCCUGCCCUCGCGAUCCAACCCCCUCUCCUACGAGCAUCCCGUCCUCAGCGGCCGGCUGGGAUGCCAGCCGAGGAAAUCGGCCACCGGCGGGCACGGAGGAGACCGGGUAGACAUGCAGAGGUCCCUCUCCUGCUCCCACGACCGCUUCUCCUCCUCGGAGUACUGCCCGCCCUCGGCAAGCAGCACGCCAGCCUCCACGCCGGAGCUGGGGCGACGGGCCGGCGGGCUCUCCCGAAGCCGCUCGCAACCCUGCGUCCUGAAUGACAAAAAAGUCGGGGUCAAGCGACGGAGACCGGAGGAGGUUCAGGAGCAACGGCCCUCGCUGGAUCUCGCCAAGAUGACCCAGAACCGCCAGACUUUCGACAGCCUUACCUGCCUUAGCGCCGCGGCCGAGGAUGGCUCCCAGAGGCUCCCCGGUCCCCAGCCGUGGACCGCGGCCCCCCGCUCCCCGGAGGUGAUGCCGGGCAGGACCCCCGCCUGCACCCCGGUCCCGGAGCCGCCGCGUUCGCGGGCCGACGAGCGCCGGGCCAGCAGGGACGACCUCUCCUGCGAGGAGGAGGAGGAGGGCGGCGGGAAGGAGGAAGACGGGGCGGCGUGGCGGAGCGGUGGGACGGGCGCCGAGAGCCUCUUCCAGCUGGAUGGCGAGAUAGAUAUCGAGCAGAUAGAAAACAACUGAGGGGGGAGCGGGGUCCGCUCGCCCCCGGGGUCGGGGGGCUGCCAGCGGAGCCGUGGAGGGGCUCCCCGCUGCCGGCGCCGGGUUUGCGGGGUCCUGCCACUGCUCUCCUCCUGCCAGCUGGAGGGGAUGAAGCAGCUUUGCCAAAAUUUCAUCAGGUAUUUAGAGCAAUUUGUGUGCGUGCGUGUGUAAAUCUUGAAAUUCUUUGUAACUACUGUAGUCAGAGAUCAGCUAGUUGGAGGAAACUGCCUGCCCGACUGGGGAAACCAGGCACAGGGAUCGCCAAAAACUCGCAUUUAGCGAGUAAACGGCUUUUGCCAACGUAGGGUUGGAGCUGAUGGGGCUGGCCACGCUCCCCCGGGUCCCACCUGCGCUUGUUCGGAAAGGGAUGCACAAGGAGAAACCACCACCCGUGGGACUGGAAAAAGUGGGGGAAAACCAGAAUGUUGAGAUUUGCAAACCGAGCACUGGCUGGUGGCUGCAGGGGCGGCUGCGGCUCCUCUUCUCCUGCCGCAUCCCGCGCAGCCCCGGCACCCCCCACGUCCCUGGCAGUGCCGUGAGAGGGAAAUCACAAAAGUGAAGUGUUUUGCUUAAAUUUAAUAACGGUAAGAGCUGGAUUUUUACUUCUUUUUUUUUUCUUUAAUUUUCCUUUUCCUAAUAAGGAAUUAAAGGGACCCCUGGCUCACACAACUCCAAUGCCGGUGGCAUCCGCAGCAGCGCUUGGCGGGCGCUGCCCAAGGAUGCUCAAAUGCCUUUCUUCCCUCUUUUUUUCCUUCCCAGUCCCCUCUCUCAAACCCAUCGGGGAAAAAGCCCCGAUCAGGCUCGGUGCCACCCUCGCUUGGGUUCCCAACACCCAGUUUUGAGCAGGGCUGGGCUGUUUACCCAUUUACCAGCAGCUGUGCCCGCUUUGCUACCCGAGGCACGGCUGCCACCCUCUUUUUUUGGCUCUGUCUUACUGUGAAGGGGCUGUGCGCUCAAGGCAUGCCGCGGGGUUACUUGACAAAAUGUCAGCUGGCAAAAGGCUGAAAAUCCAGGUAGCAGCACUGAAAGCUUUUCCUCUUCCUGUGCCUUUUUUAAGCACAGAUAAAGUGGUGACCAUUACGUUUGUACGAUAUGAAUUCUCUUUAGUAAAAAUAAGCUGUCCACUUGCUAACAGGUUUAGAAGGACAUAUUUUUUUUCGCCCAUUUUUUUGUUUUGGUUUGUUUGUUUGUUUAAAGCUCUAGGAAAGCUGCACGAGUGGCUUCCAGCAGCUUCUGCAGGUUCCCUCAAGCUCAGGGUUUACUUCCCGAGCUCUGCAAAAGCGAGAAAGGAAAAAAAAAAAAAAGUCUUUGAUACCAACAGCAAUUGAAGGCAUGAUAUUUUUAGCGGGGCUUGGCACCCCUGUUGGCAAAGCUUUAGGAGUCGAUAACUCAGAAGGGGCUGAGAGCCACUGGUACAGGUUUUAUUCAUCAUUUCUGGUUAUGUUAGUGCACUUUUUUUCUGCGGUGGUUCGGGACGUGUGUGGCGUCUCCCAUCACAGCGGAACCCAUCAGCCAUUAUAUAGCUUUAUCCCUGUCCUGGCACCGCAGAGGCUUUGCUCGCCACAGUGCCCAUGUCUUCUCCCUCCAGGCCGGGUUCACGGCAGGCAGGGCCAGCCCCAAAUAUUUAGGGAAGGGAUAACAGGGAUAUCUUUUCAUUCUGGGGAACCCUCCCGUUCUUUUAAAGCGUCGUUUGAUGCAUCGUUUAAAAGAAAAUACAACCUGGCUUCAUUUUUAGCCCUCCUGUAGUGGAAGGCGCUGCCUGUCGCAGACAUUUGGGGAGGGUCCGGCCACGCCAGCGUUGCCCCAAGCUGCUGUCCCCCCCUCCGGUCCGUGUCCCCGCAGCGGCACAGCCACAGCGCGGUUCUCGGCUUUGAGUCUUCCUGAAGCUCGAUACCCCCAUCACUGACGCGUCCCCGCUGGCCACGGGCACCUCCUCAGCUGCCGACUCUCAACUGACCGAAAAAAGGGCAAAUUCACCCAAAUCCACGUCCGGCUGCUGCCGCAGAGCUCCGGGUGGGCUCCCGCAUGUGCAUCACCGGGGCUGUAAUUCCUAAGGGCUUCUGUUUUCUUUCCAAGGGCUGCUACCGGUGCCAUGCUAACCCCUCCCUGGUAGGAAGGUGACCAGUGGACCACUACCCAGCUGUACUCGACGUAGCCGUAGCAUUCAGUUUACAUACAGCACAACCCGUUUGCCUUACUAAAGACGCUUCUCCAAUGAGUCAUGGCCUUAUACUGGGCACGUUAGCGUAGGCACAGACUACAGUUAGCGACGGUUUUGAGGCCACGGUGGUGUUCUGUUGGGUAUUUUGUUGUUGGGUUUGUAUGAUUUCAUGUACUUAUUCUCAGUUUAAGAAAGCCUUACUCUUUAAAUUUUUUUUUUUUUCUCUCUCUCUGUAGAGGUAAAACAUUUGUGGAUUUAUAUAUAUAUAAAUAUAUAUAUAAAUAAAGUAAUUAAAAAUAUUAAAUAUAAUAUAGUAUGUGCCUCAGAUUCAGGGGACAUCCUGUUGAUUGUAAAGUCAGAAGUGGCGUUGCUCCCCGGCAUCAGGAGAUCCGUACCCUACGCCCGCAGCGACCGCAGCGGGAGAGCAGGGCAUCCCCCUGGGGGUCCUGCUCUUGGUUUGUAAAGGAUUUCACCUUUUACAGACGCUUUGGUAACCCCCCGGCAAAUUCCUGCCGGCUGUCAGAAUGUGAUAUUAAAGUAAUAUGCAGACAAGGGAUGCUAUUCCUUGCUAGGUAGCUAAAACAGGCUUAUUAUCGUGAAGAGACUCGGUUGCUUGUCCAAGGCGUGACCCAGUCUGGCCAGCAGCCGUUUCAGGAUGACAGCAAGCUGUGUCAGCAGCAAUAAGGGUUCAUCAACCUGAAAAAAAAAGAAUUUUAAUAGGAAAAGUCUUAGCACGUGCACGGGGAGUUUGCUGUGUGUUUGCAGAUGCAGCUCGUUGAGCCUGUUCUAUGAAAGAUUACAUUAAAAAAAAAACAAAAAGAAGUAUUUGUAAAAUAGAUUGUAAUUUUUCCACGUUAUAGCAUAGCCUAUUUGGCCAAUAAAGUUGUGUUUCAAGUGCAUUGUUUAAAAGCUCCUGGCUGAACAGGCUAACAGACUUACGUAGGAUGUUAUAGGAUUGUAGCAGUGCUUUACAGCGUUUAUGGAUUUGAUGUUCGAGAAAUCAAAAGAAGAGGAUGGCCAAAAAAAAAAAAAAAAAAAAAAAACCGACCACAAAAAAGAAUUUAAAAAAAAAAAAAAGCCUUCUGAAGCUAUGACCUGUAGUAGCCAAGUCUCGCUGGUAAUUGCACAAGCGCAGCGGGACGCGCGUGUCCCCGCGGAGGGGCUGCCCUCUCCCCGGGCGGGCGAGGAGGCUGCCCACUCGUACCCCCUCCACGACUUGAUUGCACUAGAGCAGCUCAGUCUCAGGAAAUUGCUUGUUACUUUUACUGUGUAAAUAAAGCUUCCUGGUUCAAUAACC